Messenger RNA from Formica exsecta, 435 nucleotides. Its product is annotated as probable basic-leucine zipper transcription factor Q. Bases 1 to 435 code for a protein of 144 amino acids. The record is from RefSeq and is a predicted model, not a curated record. The transcript has 4 exons. NCBI's taxonomy places the organism in Eukaryota, Metazoa, Arthropoda, Insecta, Hymenoptera, Formicidae.
AUGUCCCAAGAAAUGAAUGAUGGAGAAAAUGCAAAUUUGCAGCAGUUGAUGCAACAGUUGUUGCAUCAACAAAAAUUACAAGAUGAGAGACAACAACUGUUGCAUCAACAGUUGCAAUAUUUGCAAAGCAGGCCGCAGUUGAUGCAACAGUUGUUGCAUCAACAAAAAUUACAAGACGAGAGACAACAACUGUUGCAUCAACAGUUGCAAUAUUUGCAAAACAGGCAAGAGGAGCAGCAGCAGCAGCCACCGCCGCCGUCAGAGAAAAUGAAUGAAAAUGAGCAGGCGGCCGAUCCCGCGCCCGCUGGUAUAAGCAACGGGGCGACAGGGGCGGACGAAAAGGAUAUGAUGGAAUUGGUCAAGGUCUACUAUGUCAGGACCGACCCGAUAAUCCUCGUCCGUAAGAGGUACUGGGUAAAAAGGAAACUGACUUAA